Messenger RNA from Tachysurus fulvidraco (yellow catfish), 4402 nucleotides. RefSeq names its product netrin 1b (gene ntn1b). The transcript has 6 exons. The record is from RefSeq and is a predicted model, not a curated record. The coding region runs from base 722 to 2533 and encodes 603 amino acids. Gene Ontology annotation, molecular function: protein binding. Lineage: Eukaryota; Metazoa; Chordata; Actinopteri; Siluriformes; Bagridae.
ACAGCGGCAGCAGCGAGAGUGAGACACACACUCACAGAUCCACUCAGAGACACACACUUAGAGACAUGCUGGUGUGAAUGAGUGGGGGAGAGAGAGAGAGAGAGAGAGAGAGAGAGAGAGAGAGAGAGAGAGAGAGAGAGAGAGAGAGAGAGAGAGAGAGAGAGCUAUACUAGCAAAAGUAAUAGCAGGUUUUCUUUUUCCAUAUCGUUGGCGUUAGGUUGAAGGGGGAAAAGUGUGAGAUUACAACAUAUCCGGGCGAAAGUGAGUAAGAGAGUGAAAAGAAAACGGAGCGCACCCUGUAAUUUCUUUAAGCCGUUGUCCAGACUCCUCAGCCCGGUUAAAGCUGUUUCUCCGAGUGCACAUUUUCUCGCUAGUCUCGUAAGAUUUUGCUCGCUUUUUUAGCACCACAGCAAUUGUGUGCACGUUUCUACGUUGGUUUCGUUGCAUCGAGAGCAUUGGCCAUUUUUAGGUCUCAGAAAACUGAAUUAAGACUACAAUUUCACUUGGAAUAAGUUCUUAUGUUGUUAUAAGACAUCUUGGUGGUCUGUUUUUAAUGUAGAAAACACGUGCACUACAGUGACAAGCCUGCUCUCAUCUCUUGAUUGCAUGCCCGCGCGCAUAGGAUCCGAUCCUUCUGGAGUUUGAAAGCGCGCGCGGAGAAGCAGAACUUGUCUCUUUGCAUCGGCUGUGCAUUUAGAGCAAACCGGACGCCUGUAGGACGAUGCUGCGGCUGUUCGUGGCUUGGAGCACUCUGGUGGCGCUGUGCGUGAUGGUGGAGGGAGCGCGCGGCGGCAGCGGUUACGGCAUGAGCAUGUUCGCCGCGCAGUCCUCGCCGCCUGACCCGUGCUACGACGAGAACGGCAACCCCCGCCGCUGCAUACCCGAUUUCGUCAACGCGGCUUUCGGUAAGGACGUGCGUGCGUCCAGCACCUGCGGCACACCGGCGACGCGCUACUGCGUGGUAAGCGAGAAGGGCGACGAGAGGACGCGCGACUGCCACACGUGCGACGCGACCGACCCGAAAAAGGCGCAUCCGGCCGCGUACCUAACCGACCUCAACAACCCGCACAACCUCACGUGCUGGCAGUCCGAGAGCUACGUGCAGCACCCGCAAAACGUCACUCUCACGCUCUCGCUAGGCAAAAAGUUCGAGGUAACUUACGUGAGUCUGCAGUUCUGCUCGCCGCGGCCCGAGUCCAUGGCCAUCUACAAGUCGAUGGACUACGGUAAGACAUGGACGCCGUUCCAGUUCUACUCGACGCAGUGUAAGAAGAUGUACAACCGACCGAGUCGCGCUGCCAUCACCAAGCAGAACGAGCAGGAGGCCAUCUGCACGGAUUCGCACACGGACAUGCAGCCGCUCGCAGGCGGCCUCAUCGCGUUCAGCACUCUGGACGGCCGGCCGUCAGCGCACGAUUUCGACAAUUCCCCGGUGCUGCAGGACUGGGUCACGGCCACUGAUAUCAAGGUGACGUUCAGCCGCUUGCACACGUUUGGAGACGAGAACGAAGACGACUCGGAGCUGGCCAGGGACUCGUACUUCUAUUCCGUGUCCGAUCUGCAGGUGGGUGGCCGCUGCAAGUGCAACGGGCACGCGUCAAAGUGUGUGCGCGACCGCGAGGGCAACCUGGUGUGCGAGUGCAAGCACAACACUGCGGGACCCGAGUGUGACAGGUGCAAACCCUUCCACUAUGACCGACCAUGGCAGCGCGCAACGGCCAGAGAGGCCAACGAGUGCGUCGCUUGUCACUGUAACCUACAUGCACGCCGCUGUCGCUUCAACAUGGAGCUGUAUAAGCUGUCAGGACGCAGGAGUGGAGGAGUUUGCCUCAAUUGCAGACACAACACUGCGGGACGCCACUGCCACUACUGCAAAGAAGGCUACUACAGAGACAUGACUAAACCUAUUUCACACAGACGUGCCUGCAAAGCAUGUGACUGUCACCCAGUCGGUGCUGCAGGUAAAACCUGUAACCAGACCACAGGCCAGUGUCCGUGCAAGGAUGGUGUGACUGGUAUUACCUGCAAUCGCUGUGCUAAAGGCUACCAACAGAGUCGCUCACCCAUCGCCCCCUGCAUCAAAAUUCCAGUCGCGUCCCCCACUGCAACGUACACCAACUCUGAAGAACCAACGGAUUGUGACUCCCAUUGCAAGGCAUCCAAGGGCAAAAUGAAGGUCACCAUGAAGAAGUACUGCAAGAAAGACUUUGCUGUCCAAGUGCACGUGCUGAAAGGUGACAAGGCAGGCGAGUGGUGGAAGUUCACCAUUAACAUCAUCUCGGUGUACAAGCAGGGCGGGCACCGCAUCCGUCGAGGUGACCAGCUGCUGUGGGUGCGUGCCAAAGACGUGGCCUGUAAAUGCCCCAAGAUCAAGCCAGGCAGGAAGUAUCUGUUGCUGGGCUCAGACGAUGAGGACUCGCGCGGCCAGAGUGGUGUCGUGGCCGACAAGGCCAGCCUGCUUGUCCCCUGGAAGGACCAGUGGGCCCGUCGUCUCCGCAAGUUCCAGCAGCGUGACAAGAGGGGCAAGUGCUAAAGCAUCUAGCAACAGCAAUCAGCACAGGAAGGAGGGAGACGAAGGAAGGAUUGGAGGAAAGACCGAGCGCUGCUAAGCAGACUGAUAUUGCUAGCCUCUGGUAGAAACGGUUGUGAAGGAAUUCGGAUUUCACAGUUGUCUUCAACAAUUUUUUUUUUUUUUUCAGUUUUCUUUCAGAUUUUUAUUUUGUAUUGUGGAUUUUGCAGAGUUUGCACCUAAUUUUACAUAUACAGUAUGUAAAGUCAUUUUUCGAGUGAUCAGUUUGGUGUCCCUCACUCUAUUUUCUUUUUAUAUAGUUUGACAUUCCCUGGAUCCUUUUUACUGAAAUUAGCUACUGUCUCACAUUUCUUUCAUGAGAUUUUUUUUUCUUUGGUUUGUUUUUUAAAUCACCAAGCUUGUGUUAUAGUGUACUGUUGUAUAUGAGCAAACCACUUCCUGGCUUAGUUUCGGAAACAAUACAGCGAUCUUUGUGGUGUUGCCGGUUUUAUUUUAAUUUUUGUUGUGUUUGAAUUUGCAAGUUCAAAGAGUGAACUAACAGAGUGAACUAACAAGCUCUAUGAACCCCACUCUCAAGUAAAGCAUUAUGGACAAUACCUCAUCAAACGUGUUUAUGGAAAGUGAUAUGCCUCACUUAGUGGGAAAAUGAACCACUGCUCAUUUAAGUUGAAUGUCAUUAUUUUUGCAAUGUACAGUAUAGCAUACUUGGCCUUACUUACCACACGAUAUGUAUGUAUAAAGACAGCGUCAGCUUUAACACGUGAUCCCUGAUUUUACUUACUUUGUUCAUUUGUAACAGCUAUCAUUUAAAACUGUUCAGAAAAUGAUAAAAGCCAGAAAACGUAGGUUUUUGUUUCAUUAGAUGUAAGAAACACCUAAAAAGUGAGUUUUUAGAUUCUAAAUCAUUCCAGUUGAAACAUAAAUCUCAUCUCAUGUAGAAUUCUGAUGUAAGGGUGAUUUCUUUACAGCCUACCAAAAGUUCCUUCUUCAUAACUUCAUUCACGGUUAACGCGUGGAAGAAUCUUGUCCGUAACGUAUAGCUGUAGAAAAAAAUGCCUUAAGUACAGUAUAAUGCAGUGUUAAAAAAAUACAUCUAUUGACAAGUUGAAGACCAUUUUGAAGACUCUUUUUGCCUUGGGUCAUAAAAAAUAGCCCUAUAAUUUGCUUGGUACUUUGUGGAAGGUAUUGUCGUGUUAUUGUUAUUUGUAUAGUUGUAUAGUACCUUUAUAUAACACUAACUAGAUUAUAUUCACAUUAUUAACCAGAGUGUUUAGAACCAUAAAUGUAAUAUUUCAACUUAGGAGUAAAGAGUGUUUGUGUUUGUUUACACUGAUUGAAUGAAAAGAGAAGUUGUACAGUGUCUGUUAUGAGAACGGAGUAUUCAAACACACACACAUACACACACACACACACACACACACACACACACAAUCGCAUACACACGGUCCACACUGAAGUUACCAUUAAUCUUUGAACUCUGACAGUGGCCUAGAGCUGAACAUAAAUUCUGUCAGUUAGAGCAGUUACAAACGGACACACGGGAUCUAUUCUACAUUUCAAAUCAGAACCAUUUUGACUUUUUCUUCAACUAUUUGGAGAAUUCAUUUUCCGAACCAGGUUUUGGGUGAAGACCUAGCCAUUGUUUAUGGUCUACCUGUAAAUGACAUUUAGCUGUAUUCUUUAUUUUUUCUUAUAAUGCAUACUAAUAUAUAAUGGUUCUCAUAAAAUGAAUCUAUUUAAUGAUACCGGAAUUGACAUGCCUUGUUUUUAUUAUUGUUGCUACCAUGAGAUGAUCUUGUGACGUUGUAACCAUUGAACGUACAGAUAGUGAGCAAUUGGAGAUUGUUUUCAAUAAACACACCAUAAACCCCA